AAGCCAAAAGUAGGUCCGUCUAAAACGGGCCAACUGUCGUUUUAAGUUUUCUUGAAACCUGUUCAGUCACAACGACAUCCAUAUUUGGUGCGUUGUUAUGUUGUGUCGUGCAGACUAGUCUCUGAAGUUGCGAAACAUUAAAGGGCACGUCGAUGUACUCAUUGAGAUUAGUUCUUAACAUGUCAUCCUCUUGGCAUUACAAUGCCCACAAAUGCAGCUCGCUCUAAACUGAAACUGGGCACAAACAGUUUGCAUGGUACUUUUAUCUAUUGCAUUACAUCUGAUCAAGCAGUUUAAAUUUAAGGUUUAGUAGCGCUGGGUGGUUAGCACUUGCGUUCAUCCUCAUGCCCUGGAUGUUUUUGUUUAUUUGGCAACAUAAACAGAGCAAGCACCUUCUGUUUUUCUAACACAAGUUGCAAGUGGCCUGUACUUUUUGAACACCUGUUAAUUAAUUUUGUGUGUAAUGUGGUGGUUUGUAUUUAACGGCAUUGCUCAAUGAAUCAUUGUAUAAAAACUAAAUAACCUGUUGUCAUCUGUUUGAACAGAGAUAUUAAUAGAAUGUAUUAAGGGGCUAUUAGGAGUACUACUGUCAACAGACCUGACUUCAAUAAGCUCCAAAUAACAGAUUAAACAAGAAAAAGACCACUGUGAACAAACACACACAGACAUCUUCCAAGAGUGUGAUUUUAAACCACUGCCCUAUGAGAGUAAAUAUUAACAGGUGUGUUUUACACAGGAUGUUAUCAUUUCGGGUCUAAAGAAGCUCCUAUUUGGCAGACUGAAAGAUUUCAGGUUCCUGUUGGUGUCAUGUGAUAAUAAGACACGGCAAAAACGAGUGAGUCACUGAGCAACACACCAUGUUGUGCCUAAAUCAUCCACUGAAACUGUGACACUACCUGAGCAACUGGCACGCAGCCCCCAGUGAUGAUAUCAUACAGAUACAAGCAAACCACAGUUUUAUCUGAUGAAAAUCCUAGACAGUAUAACAAUUUCCCUUACAUCAGAAAAUCUAACUUUUUCCAUAGGAACCAGUAACAAAACAUUGAUCUCAUAUACAAGAAGAUACCUUGAGAAUAUGACAACUUAUAACUUAUAAACAGGUGCAAAAACUAUUAAAUAGGUCAGGUAGGUUUUACAUACAAAGCGUAUGGGCCUUACAGCAUAUAAAAUAACACACAACCCCUCAUCUGCAGUUUUAUUUUGUUUAUUUCUUUGCAUCGUAACCCUUCAAGUUUGACUAAAGGGUUGGGCAACUGAAUAACAACCAAAGGCAGCCGUUACUGUGAAGUCUGAGCUUGUUCCAGACAACUCCCUUUGUCGUUUUCCCACAGCUCAAGCGUUCAAGUCUCUUACCUGUUGUAUCAGAAUUUGUACUGUUGGCUUUUGCAGGGAUACUUACGCAUCGUUAUGCUUUUUAAGCACAGUUUAAUUACUUGAUCGCAUGUCUUGGCAGUUUUUUAAGUAACAUUUUUUAACAGUUACAUUUAAAUUUUGUUCACCAUCUGAAUCUUAAAAUGAUCUUACAUGUAUGUGAAUAUUUUCUUAUUACCCACGAGUUUGACACGAGGAGUCAUGAGGUAAAUGAUUGCAGCAUAAGGCCUAUCAGGAGUAAUCUGGCCCUGAAAAAUCUCUCCUCAGAGUCUUAAUUGUGAAAAUUCCUCCCAGCCUCCUUGUGUCUGGAACCUAAUCUCCAUAGCCAGGCUCAAGUACCUUUAAUGAUCCUACCUUGGAAAAAAUAGAGAAUACUGUGGAAAACUAUCUGUAAGUCAAGUGGGAUCUGGACUGCAAAAUAUACAUUCUCUCUGAGGACAUCCUGUAAGAGCUGCAAGUAUUUAAGGACUGACAUCACUGCAAGUUCUCCAUGGGUCUGCAGGAGCUUGGCAUCAGCCUGUCAAUGACCGGUGUCGCUGGGACCAUUCUGAUCUGUGCUCUGCCCAUGUGGAAGGUGACAGCAUUCAUUGGCACUCAUCUGGUGGUUAUGCAGGUGUUCUGGGAGGGUUUGUGGAUGACCUGUGUCAGUGAAUACACAGGUCAGAUGCAGUGUAAGCUCUACGAUGCUCUUCUGGACCUGUCUCCAGACCUCCAAGCAGCCCGUGGCCUUAUUUGCAUCAGCCUGGUUUUGGGAUGUCUGGCGUUCCUUAUCUUUCUUCUGGGGGCGCGCUGCACCAACUGCCUGGGCCACCCACAAAUCAAAGCUAGGGUGGUGAUGAGCUCUGGGGCCAUCUUCUGCCUGGCAGCUCUCACCUCUAUAGUUCCUGUUUCUUGGACAGCCAACUCCAUCAUCAGGGAUUUCCACAACCCUCGAGUCCCUGAGGUGAUGAAGAGAGAGCUUGGAGCAGCCAUAUACAUAGGUUUUGUGACAUCUGGGCUGUUGUUCUGUGGGGGAGCCAUUUUGUGCACAAGCUCUCCACCCCAUAGAGACAGGUUCCCCUCUAGUGGGUACACACUGGCCAAGACACCCACACGUAGCAGUUACGCCAUCAAGAACUAUGUGUGAAGAUAAGAUUGAAGACACACAUGUCAGGGUGUGUCUGAGUGAAUAAAAUACACUACCAACAUGUUAUCACUUUAGAAUAAAUACCUUGAACUUGCAGUCUUGAACUCUUUGGAUAAAACCUAUUAGCCAUUUAAUAAUUCAAAGAUGGAAGCAAUUGUUAAGAUAACCAUCUAUUCUGGCAGUAAAGUAAAAUAAUUAGAUAAUUUAUGUCUUAGUGUCAAAUCAUACAUGUUUGAUCAUAUAGAAAUCAACUUUAAAAGUAUGAAAAUUUUACUUACUUAGUUUGUUUGAACCACAUAAAUCUUUUCUUUUUUUCUAGAUAUUUUGAAGUGGCACAGGGUUGCACCAGUAGAGGUAGUGCAUUUGCUUCACACCUCACUCCUUACCCAACUCUCACCUCUACCUCAAAGAAGGUGUCUGUUGAAUCUGGCUUAGGUGUCAGAGUUGGUCAGUGACUGCUCAGAAGGUCAGUGGUUCAGUCCCAGGCUUGUCCAGUCUGCAUGCGUUGUACUGUGUGGCUACAAAAUAGUGAACAUUCCUAUUUCUUAAGCGUCUGUUUUGUGUAGCAGUCUGAUGUCUAUAAGUUGUAAAUUUAACUUUAUUAGAGACACACACACAAAAAAAACAAUCAAGAGAAAAACUCUUGAAAGUUGCCAUUCAGUGAGACAAACACACAUAUUUGUAGUUGUAUCCAGUUCUGGAGUACUGCUGAUUGUGAGAGUGCUAUCAGUCCCCACAUUCAGUUAGUGAUUGUGACCAUAAUUGCACAGAAUGAACACAUAUUUCACACCCAUCAAAUCACUCAAAAACCUCUCUUGAGCUAUGGAUGAGAGCAUCGUUGUCAUCCUAUAAAAGACCCAUCCCAUCAGAACAGAAAUGUUUAUAAUGCACUCACCAUGGCCUGCUAGUAACAGCACCCCUCCCACCUUGGCCUUCAGAAUUGCCUUAAUUAUUCAUGGCAUAGAUCCAACAAGGUGCUGGAAACAUCCCUCAGAGAUUUUGAAUGUGUUGAUAAAACAUCAUUACACAGUUGCUGCAGAUUUGUCAGCUGCACAUCAUCGAUAGCAGCCUCCUGUUCCACUGUUUCCCAAAGGUGCUCUAUUGGAUUGAGAUCUGGUGACUGUGGAGUAGAGUGAACUUAUUGUACCCAUAAUAAUCAAAAAAUGAACUUGUUUCUUGAAGCUUUAUGACAGGGGAUGUUAUUCUGCUGAAAGCAGCCAUCAGAAGAUGGGUAUAUUGUGGUCACACAGGGACAGAGAGUGACAGCAAUAGUACUGAGACAGGCUGAGGCAUUUAAUCAAUGAUCAGCUGUUGUGAAGGGGCCAAGUGCCACUACACUACCACUCGAAUACUGAAGCAUAUUCAGUAUCAGGCAGGAUGGAUCCAUGUUUUCAUGUUCACGCUACUCUCUGACCCUGUCAAAGCUGGUCCAAAUGAUACGCCUCAGAAAAGCUUAACUCUGGUGAGCCUUUGCAACUUGUAACCUCAUUUUGCUGUUCUUAGCUGAUGGGAAUGACACUCUCCAGGACAGGUCCUCUGCUGUUGUAGCCAAUCUGCUUCAAGUUCAACAUGUUUUAUAUUUUCCCAGAUGCUCUUCUGCAUUCCUUGGCUGUAACAAGUUGUUAUUUGAGUUACUGUUGCCUUCCUAUCAGCUCGAAGGAGUCUUUGCCUCUGACCUCUGACAUCACAAGACAGAGCAACACACUAAUGCUCACUGGAUAUCUUCUCUUUUACAGAUCACUCUCUGUAAACCCUGAAGAUGACUGUGUGUGAAAAUCCCAGUAGAUUAGAAGUUUCUGAAAUAUUUACACCAUCACCAACAACCAUGACAUGUUCAAAGUAUUUGGAAGUAAUUGUAAAAGUAAUUGUGUUUUCAGCUUAACGUGCAUGCGUUCGUGUAGUUUAGUCUGAAGUUUUUGUGAACUUAAACAGAGAAUGUUUUCUACGCUGAAAGCUUUUGUGAUUGACUUGUUUCUUAGUAUUCAGAAUAAAGACUGCAGAGUAACCGUGUGUCAUUUGAAUCAAUAUU
Messenger RNA from Haplochromis burtoni (Burton's mouthbrooder), 4526 nucleotides. It is a transcript of the gene cldnj, whose product is annotated as claudin j. The coding region runs from base 1862 to 2497 and encodes 211 amino acids. The transcript is spliced from 3 exons. Gene Ontology annotation, cellular component: bicellular tight junction; plasma membrane. The record is from RefSeq and is a predicted model, not a curated record. Gene Ontology annotation, molecular function: structural molecule activity. Gene Ontology annotation, biological process: cell adhesion; bicellular tight junction assembly. NCBI's taxonomy places the organism in Eukaryota, Metazoa, Chordata, Actinopteri, Cichliformes, Cichlidae.